Messenger RNA from Ruditapes philippinarum (Manila clam), 1450 nucleotides. RefSeq names its product plasminogen-like. The record is from RefSeq and is a predicted model, not a curated record. Gene Ontology annotation, molecular function: signaling receptor binding; endopeptidase activity. NCBI's taxonomy places the organism in Eukaryota, Metazoa, Mollusca, Bivalvia, Venerida, Veneridae. The transcript has 5 exons. Bases 116 to 1000 code for a protein of 294 amino acids.
GACUCGGGUACAGGAUCCUUUGGGUUGGAAUUUUCAUGUAUGGGAAGACGGGUCACCUUUAACAUUUACUGAUUGGAAUCGAUACCGCGCUUAUGCGGAUGCAAAUUGCACAAGGAUGAGUUUUCAUGCUGCACACAAGAACAACACCUGGGAAGCUGUGGAUUGCAAUAAUAUAUUUGCUAACUUUUUUAUAUGCGAAGAGCCUUUAACAGACGACCUAUUAACUUUGUCGGAUUCAUUUAAGCCGCAUCUGUACAAUGGAACUUUGAAUUAUACAGAGCAUGGAAUAGCGUGCCAGCGCUGGGACAGUAAUUUUCCACAUACACAUAAAUAUACACAUGAAUAUAAUAGGUAUGGUAAUUAUUUUCCCAAUGGAGAAUCAAUGCUUCAGGAAAACUACUGCCGUGACCCAGACGUUAACGGGUAUAUAUGGUGUUACACAGUGGAUCCUUCAAAACGCUGGCAGAAAUGUCCUCAACCAACUAAAGUGAUCGAUAAUUUAAUUUCGCAUGAAUAUACUGGACGAUUGAGCACCACCUCUUCUGGUAGAACGUGUCAGCGUUGGGAUAGUCAAGUCCCACACCCGCAUAAAUUCGGAGAUUCAAAUUCGUCUUUCCCGGAUGGAACCGUGAAGGACGCAGAGAAUUAUUGUAGGGAUCCUGAGUUGAGUGGCACACUUUUCUGCUACACGACAGAUCAAGACAAAGCAGUGGAGACUUGUGACUAUAAAGACACCAAAACAGAUCGUUGCUUUGUGACAUUGUUGCCAUAUACAGGGCAAUGGAACCAAACACGUUCUGGCAAACCGUGUAACCACUGGAAUAUAGUUUUCCAAAGAAAUCCUGGGCAAAAUCCACUUUUUCCGGAUGGGUCACUUGACAAAGCUGUUAAUUACUGCAGGGACCCGUAUAAUGAAGGAUACCUUUGGUGUUUUACAUCAGAAUCAACUGCCAAAUCUGAACCAUGCUUCUUUGAUCGUAAGUUGACCAUCGCACACUAAUGUCUUCCAUUAAAAUGACCAAUAGUACGCUUGCCUCGUUUUCUCUUAUAUGUUAAGAUCGGAUCAAGAUAAGGAUCAAAAUUAAAAACUCUCCACUGUUUAUCCUCAUAAAUUUCAUAUUCAAAUAUAACUUAAUAAAAGUGUACUUGAAGGUAGGAACCCCCCUAUGGGCAUUAAACAGAACUGACAAAAUGGCAACCUAGGACACUUAUAUGGACAUCUGUAUGCAAGAUUUAAACAGAAUUUACGGUACGUUUUACGAGUUAAGGGCACUUUUCUAAUAUAGCUUGGUUGUUAGAAUGGCAUUUUUUCAGAAAUGAGGAAACUUUCUUCUUAUGAAAAUAGUUUCAUGCUAAUGAUUGUUCAGAAAGAAAUGAUAAAAAUUAUACCCUAGUGCACCUAAUUUUUAACACUUGUUUGACAAUUUUCCUACCUAGAGAGAGAACCUAA